AUGGCGGAGCUCCGAGCCCGAUACUCCCCGCCAUGGGCGGACAUGACCAUAAUUGGAAUUGCAGGCGGUUCAGGAUCUGGCAAAUCAUCAGUUGCACUGGAAAUCAUCAAUUCGCUCAACUUGCCAUGGGUGGUAAUUCUCGUCAUGGACUCAUUUUAUAAAACCCUUACCCCCAAGCAAAAUGCUAUUGCGCAUGAUAAUGAAUAUGAUUUCGAUUCUCCGGACGCGAUUGAUUUUGACCUCCUCGUGGAUACUCUCCAGUCCCUCAAAAAGGGCCGAAAGGUAGAAAUACCUAUAUAUUCCUUCGAGAAACAUCAACGGGAAGAGAGGACCACGUCUUUAUACUCCCCGCAUGUUGUUAUUCUCGAAGGAAUACUAGCUUUCACGGAUUCAAGAGUAGCCGAUAUGCUGGAUAUUUUCGUGGAAGCUGAUAUGGACGUUUGCCUUGGGAGAAGAAGUAAGAAAAACUCCGCAAAUGCUCUGGUGCAAAGGAAUUCAGAGUUGACCAUUGCGGAAGACAUCAUUAUCCCCCGAGGCAUUGAAAAUAAGACCGCCAUAGAUAUGGUGGUCAAGCAUAUCCAACGAAACCUUCGAGAAAAAUCUGAAGCCCAUUAUCUUGAGCUACAGAGGCUAGGCAAACAAGUUGAAGAGCAACCCCUAUCCGCGAAUGUUAUUAUCAUGGACCAGACGCCGCAGUUGGUGGGUAUAAACACCAUUUUACAAAACCCACAUACAGAACAAGUAGAUUUUGUGUUUUACUUUGACCGACUGGCAUGCCUGAUGAUAGAACGUGCCCUAGAUACCAUCCCAUUCGUCCCCGCUACAGUGGCCACACCUGACCAACAUAUCUAUCAUGGCCUGCGACCCGCAGGCACAAUAUCUGCUGUUGCAAUCCUUCGCGGUGGCUCUUGCCUAGAAACUGGUUUGAAACGAACGAUUCCUGACUGCAUAACUGGCCGUGUUCUCAUUCAAACAAAUUACAGCACAGGGGAGCCUGAACUGCAUUAUCUUAAAUUACCCCAGGACAUCAAUGACCACGCCGCUGUCAUACUGCUUGAUCCACAAAUGUCAAGUGGUGGAGCUGCAUUGAUGGCUGUGCGAGUCCUCAUCGACCAUGGAGUAGACGAAGGCCGUAUCGUCUUUGUAACGUUCGCCGCAGGAAAACGCGGAUUGCAGAGAUUAACCGCUGUCUAUCCCGAUGUGAAGGCUGUAGUGGGCCGGAUAGAGGAUGAGGGAGAGUCAAGAUGGAUUGAGAAGCGUUACUUUGGAUGUUAG
This is a messenger RNA of Histoplasma mississippiense, 1275 nucleotides long. RefSeq lists its product as hypothetical. The transcript is spliced from 7 exons. Gene Ontology annotation, cellular component: cytoplasm. Lineage: Eukaryota; Fungi; Ascomycota; Eurotiomycetes; Onygenales; Ajellomycetaceae. Bases 1 to 1275 code for a protein of 424 amino acids. Gene Ontology annotation, molecular function: ATP binding; kinase activity. The record is from RefSeq and is a predicted model, not a curated record.